AUGUCGCUCUGCUCCCUCGCGUGGGCCGCCGCGCUCGGCUACUCGGCCGCGCACUGGUGGCCGGGCCUGCCGCUGCGGCCGACCCUCGUCGCCCUCGCCGUGCUCUCCGCCUCUCGACUCGCCGCGGACGUCGCGGCGAUGUGGCGCUCUCCGCUCGACGCGGUCGAGCGCCCGCUCAACGCUACGCGGCGCACGCGGUGGCGAAACCUGGGCCUCUGGCCGCCGGACGGCUCGGGAGGCUACGCCGCCGCGUGCUCCGCGAUGGCCGAGCGGGUGGGCGAUAUGGCCGGGGUCGGCGCGAGCACGCGCGCCGUGCUCGACGUCGGCUGCGGCGCCGGGGAGUCGCUUCGGAUCUGGUCGGCCCGUGGCGCCGCGCUCGUCGUCGGCGUGGACGCGGCGCCGCCCGUCGACUGCAGCUCCGCGGUCGAGUGCUGCGAUGCGGCGGGCGUGGGCGCGCUGGCGGCCGCGCGCGGCGAGCGGUUCGACGCUGUCGUUUGCGUCGACGCGGCGUACCACUUUGCGCCCAGCCGCGCCGCCUUCUUCGCGGCGGCCUCCUCGGCGCUGUCCGAGGGCUCCCCCGCCGGAUGCCCCGCUGGACUUCUUCUCCCAUCGCCGCUCAACCCGUCGAUUCCUCACCCAGUAGGCGGCAGGAUCGGCCUCGCCGACGUGCUCGGCUCCUCCGUCGACGCCGGAGGGGACGUGCGUCGCGCCUCUCGCGGCUUGGCGCGGCGGGCCAUCGCGGCGCUGAUGCGGGUGCCGGCCGCCAACUUAUGCGACGCCGCCCAGUACGAGGCGAUGCUGGCGAGCGCGGGCUUCGUCGACGUCACCGUCGAGCCGGCGACUGAGCGCGUGGUGGGCGGAUUCGCGCGCUUCGCCGCGCGGCACGCGCGCAGCAGCUUCGACUCGCCCCCCGAUCGGCCCGGCUGGUCGUGGUCGUCCGUCGCGCGGGCAGGCGCGGCCCUCUCGGCCGCCUUCCGCCACGGCCAGCUCGAGUACGUGUUUGUGAGCGCGCGGAAGCGACACUCUCCUCGCGACGCUGCGCACACGUGA
Molecule: messenger RNA, 1050 nt
Organism: Emiliania huxleyi CCMP1516
Lineage: Eukaryota; Haptophyta; Isochrysidales; Noelaerhabdaceae
Exons: 1
Coding region: 1-1050 (349 amino acids)
Molecular function (GO): S-adenosylmethionine-dependent methyltransferase activity
Source: RefSeq, a predicted model, not a curated record